AUGACCCAGAAUCUUUUAUUUUCUGUCAAUGCUAAUACAUUUGAAGAGCCUGUGAAGAAGUGGAGAGAUGUCAAUGGUUAUAAUGCUUUGGCUCAUUUGUAUGAAGAUCCUAGUCGGUGGGGACUUACAUUGCAGACCUAUGUACAACUCACCAUGCUUGAGCAACACCAGAAAAAGACGGACAAGCCAGUAAAAUUGAUGGAACGCUCAAUAUACAGUGCCAAGAAUUGUUUUGUGGAAAAUCUUUAUAUUAGUGGUGUGAUGCCAGGCCUGGAGUAUAUUGUGCUUACGGAGUGGUAUAACUGGAUUAUCAAAAACAACCACUGCAAUGUAGAUCUUUUAGUUUAUUUACAAACCAAACCAGAGACUGUGUACAACAGAAUAAAGGCGAGAAAUCGGAGUGAGGAACAAAACAUCACGCUGGAGUAUCUGCAGCAAUUACAUGAUUUACACGAGGAGUGGAUGGUGAAAAAAACGAAGUUCUCACUACCGUCUAAAGUUUUGAUAAUACCAGCUGACAAAGACCUGGAAGAAAUGUAUGCGAUUUAUAACAGCAGAGAAAAAGACAUUUUAUGUGGUGUGUCAUGAUACAGGUCAUAGAAUACGUGUAUGGCUGAAGUGUUUGAUCAAGCAUUACAGUAUUUGUGUAGGGGUGGAAAUUCGGUAGUUUAUCAGUAGGUAAGACUUCAGUCUUAUAGUAGUUGAAAGAAUUGCAUGAAAAUACAGCCAACUUUGGUAUUAGUAAAAAAAACAGAUGAGUGUUCCUAAUUUACAAUUACAGUCUUGAACAUAAAAUCCUUGUCCAUAUGUAGAUUUCAGUAAUUUAAGUUGGCUUCUAAGUAGCCCCCCCCCCCCCCCCCCCCCCCUUCCUUAGUCCCCGGACUCUAUUGAUGAGAAAGUUUGACUGUAGAUUGGACUUUAGUGUAUGCGACUUUACUCUGAGAACACUGCCUUUAUUUUUUAAUGCAGGGAGUUGUUCGUUAUGUUAUGAUCAAAGAUUCAUUCCAAAUAUUGAUACUCAUUGGAUGGGAACAAAAUCAGGCCACUUCUGAGCUUAAAUGAUCAGUCCCACGUUAUAGGAGAUUGACAUCGUUGAACCUGAAAUCCACCUUUUUAUCGUUGUAGUUUACUUUGGGAAUGAAUAUUUUUAUGAUCAGGCAAUUGUUUUCAUCAUGUUUGUUAUUAAAAAUGUUUUACUAUAUGUCAUUAUACCCCCCGAACGAAGUUCAGGGGGGGGUAUAUAGGAAUCACUCUGUCUGUCUGUCCGUCCGUCUGUCCGUCUGUGCAGAUUUGUGUCCAGGCCGUAACUUCUUUGUUCUUUGACUUAGGCAUACCAUAUUUGGCACACAGGUGGAUCACCUUGAGACGAUGUGUCGAGUACCUUCAUGACCUCUAUAUGACCUUGAUCCUUGACCCCAAGGUCAAAAUUAAAGGUUUUUUUUUUUACAAUGGAUUAGUGUCCGGGCAAUAACUUCUUUGUUCUUUGACAUAGGCAUACCAUAUUUGACACAUGAGUGUAUCACCAUGAGACGAUGUGUCAUGUACUUUCAUGACCUCCAUAUGACCUUGACAUCAAGGUCAAAAUUAAAGGUUUUUACAAUGGAUUCGUGUCAGGGCCAUGACUUCUUUGUUCUUUGACAUAGGCAUACCAUAUUUGACACAUGAGUGUAUCACCAUGAGACGAUGUUUCAGGUACCUUUAUGACCUCUAUAUGACCUUGAACUUUGACCUCAAGGUCAAAAUUGUUUUAGGGUUUUGACAUAGUCAUACCAUAAGACAUGGGUGUAUCACCAUGAGACUAUGUGUCAUGUACAUUCAUGACCUCUUUAUGACCUUGACCUUUGAUCUCAAGGUCAAAAUUAUAGGUUUAUGCCAUGGAUUUGUGUUUGGACUAUAUCUUCCAUUUUCUUCUACAAAGGCAUACCAUAUUUUUACACUCAGGAAAGAGGUAAUUUAUACCUAUUAACAACACCCUAUGGGGUAAGCGGGGGGUAUUCUUAGUGAGCAUUGCUCACAGUACCUCUUGUUUGGGAUUUAUUAUUACCGUAGUUUUCAAAUUUACAAAUACUUUCAAAGAAUAUGAGUUUUACAAGAUCUUUGUCUUAGAAAUUUUAGUCUCUCGAUUCAAAAUGAAUCAAUUUUCUACCAUCAUUCAGUGUUCACAUGUUAUAAGGGUGGGUUUUUUUCUUUCUUUUUUUGUACGCUGACUAUAUUGCAUACAGGGAAAUUUUACAAUUUGAUAUGUAUUGUUCAUGUAUCGUUUUUGUAUUGAAGGGCAUUGUCUUUCCCAUAUAAAAGGGAAACAACCUCCACUUAAAGUUGUGAAUGUAGUUUCCUUUAGAUAAUUGUAAGUCGUUUGUACAGUAAAUGUAUAUGCAAGUGUAAACAUGUAUCUUAAUCAUUUGAUGUAGUGCAUUUUGUCAUGUUAUUCCUGCCACAGUGUUGGUGAUUGUAUGUAUUAGAAACUUCACACAUGUAGACAUUGUAACCUGGUUGUUUGAUUAUCUUGUACAAUGAAGCCCUAUUGUGUACAAAAAUUCUAUUUGUAAGCUACCUCAUGAUUGUGCAUUUCUGAAUUAUGUACAUAUACGCACUUAGAGCAGACACAUAUAUGGCUUUUCACAUUUCUGGACUGUAACCAAACACCCAAGUACACUUAUUAUUCAUAGUCCUCCAUGUACACAAGGAGUUCUAUAUGGUCAUUUUUAAAUAUUUACAUUUUUAUCUUCCAUAUCUUUGCCAAUUGAAAUGAUAACCAUUUCCUCACGAAUGUGAACAAUGUGCGUAGGAAUGUCGAUGAAUAUAGUGCGACUAUUUUGAUGGCUGGGAAUAUUUAGAUAGAAGUGAAAUUAGAAUGUAAAUAUGAAAAACAAAUUUUACUUUGAAAAUACACGAGAGUAUGAACAGUGGUGCUUCACACCAGCAUACUUUUCGUGAAAUGCUAACAUGCUUCAUGCAGUACGUCAGAGGAAAACGUUGCGGUUCAUGUGUAUUUUUAUAAAUGAAAUUUACUUCUUAAAUGAAUGUUUAUGCACUUGCUUUUUUUUUUCACAUGUAUAAGUGGUCCAGAAUGGUGAGAUCUGCACAUUUUGUUUGUAACUUGUCCUGUAUUUAAACAGAUGGAAGGUGCAGUAUCAUUGAUUGAAACAAAAACUGUGGGGAGCAAAUGUAUUUCAAAUUAUAUAUUUGUACACAUUCCCAUAAAUGGAAAAUUCUUCAUCAAAAUUUAGGUAUAUUGCACACAAUAAGAUAUGCAAUUUUAGCAAAUUCUCCCUAUCCAUUUUUAGCUUUGAUUUGUAAAAAAAAAAUUUGUAUUUUUUACAUAUUUUUAUAAACUUUCAAAUGAUAUUUGUGUGCUUAAUAACAACCAAUGUAGCAAAGUGAAAUAAUGAAAACAUAUUUAGUUUUUUAUUUUAUAGUUAUACAAACUGCCAUUUUGUUGUUUAUUAUUAUUAUAGGUAAAUAGUGAUGGAUACUGUAGAUAAGCUGACACAUUCUCAAAUGACUCGAGCAAACUUUACAGAAAUGUCUCUUUGUGAUUGGCUUAUCAUGAUCAUGUGAUAUAUGGGCUAUAAACACUGCCUGUUUCAAGUUUGUCUUAUAUGAUCAGUGUGUCUGUGAAAAUGUUAGUGUUCAUCAUGUAACAAAUUAAAGAUGACAUUUCCAAAACUCGGAUGUCAAUGUCAGCAUGAAAUAAUGCAAUAAAAAAUGUAUUAUA
Molecule: messenger RNA, 3718 nt
Organism: Ostrea edulis (European flat oyster)
Lineage: Eukaryota; Metazoa; Mollusca; Bivalvia; Ostreida; Ostreidae
Product: thymidine kinase 2, mitochondrial-like
Exons: 8
Coding region: 1-588 (195 amino acids)
Biological process (GO): nucleobase-containing compound metabolic process
Cellular component (GO): mitochondrion; cytoplasm
Molecular function (GO): ATP binding; deoxynucleoside kinase activity
Source: RefSeq, a predicted model, not a curated record